GGCUGACCCUUUUUCGCCGUCCCCCGAUUACCAAGACCCAAAAAUUCGGGCCCGGGUCAAUCCAAACUUGAUGCUGCCUGCCGCUUGAAGACGGCCACAACCCCUUCCCACGACCUACCUUCAAUUCCUUUCGCCUAUCUACACACAUUCACUAUGGCGUCAGAAGCCGGGGAGACCGGCAAAGCCGGCAUCAUCGUCGCACCGGACGAUGCGCCUCCUCUCGACAAGCUUUCGCAUGCCGUCCUCGAUGACCUAUUAUACAACAUCGUGCAUGACCUCUUGGUCAAGGUGCACCGAGACGAGAAGAUUGCCCGUGCCAACACGGCGGCCAUCAAGGUCGAGAAGCUGGCCAAGAACACCUCGGACGGGGCAACAACAGAACUCAAGCCUGACAUCGAGAUUGAGACCGAUGCGGCGAUAUACAAGGACGGCAGGGUGGCGCUGAAGGGCAAUCCGCUCAAGUCGACCAAGGAGAUCCUAUGCUCAAAGUGCCACCUCCCACGCCUGCACCACCCGACGGACGGCAAAGGCGCAAAGAAGCCGGACCCGGGCGUCAUCUACUGCAAGAAACACCCGUACAUCGACAAGCCCGGCUACGACAUUUACGGUCAGACGUGGGUUGCCCCCGGCCCGGGGCGGGGCAAGAAGAAGAAGGACCAGAAGCUGGACCCCGGCGACCCGAGCUCCCCGGCGCCGGCUGAGGGGGGCGCGAAAGACCGGGCGUCGAAUGUCCUCAACUUCCCCAGCGCGACAUGCCCCAAGUGCAAGCGGUGUAUUCUGGUGACGCGUUUGAACAACCACAUGGGCUCGUGCAUUGGGAACAGCGGGCGCACCGCCAGUAGAGCGGCGGCGCAAAAAAUCAGCAACGGUAGCAACGGCGGCAGUCAGAACAAUGACAACACGCCGCCCGGUAGCCAAAAAGGCACACCGCGACCCGGGAGCCGCGGCGCCAGUCCUAGAAAGCGGGACGGCGACGAAUUUGACGAGGACGCAGAGGAAUCGGAUCAGCCCAACCCGAAGAAGAAGAAGGCGAAGCUGAACUCACUAAAUAAGAAGGUGAUUCUCAAGGCCAAGGCUUCCGGCGCCGCCGGCAGUUCCAAGAAGGACAAAGCUAAGGGCAACUCGCACCUCAAUGUGGAGCAGAAGGCGGGGAGUGACGCGAAGGACUCGACAGUGCAGGUGGCACCGAAAAAGCAGACGCCCAAACUAAAGGGUGUCUCGCCGGCCAAGAAGCUCAAGCUGGGCCCGGCGAAGCCACCGUUGCCUUCACCCGGCAGCAAAAAGGGCAAACGGGAACACGACAUGGAGAGCGAGUCAUCGGAGACCAUGUCGUCCCCGCCGCCCCGUUAAUCCUGACAGCCACAAGGUGCCUUGCCGCGCGCGGCCGGCAUCACAUCGUUUCGCAUUUCGCACUUGCAUCUUCUUCUACACAUUGCAUUGGUCACGGUUCGAUUGGCCACGGUUCGGAUAACUCUUUGCAUUGCCCACGGCGGGCUGGUCCGGGUUUUAUGGC
Molecule: messenger RNA, 1513 nt
Organism: Chaetomium fimeti
Lineage: Eukaryota; Fungi; Ascomycota; Sordariomycetes; Sordariales; Chaetomiaceae
Exons: 2
Coding region: 154-1350 (398 amino acids)
Source: RefSeq, a predicted model, not a curated record